Molecule: messenger RNA, 1590 nt
Organism: Schistosoma margrebowiei
Lineage: Eukaryota; Metazoa; Platyhelminthes; Trematoda; Strigeidida; Schistosomatidae
Source: the annotation of a GenBank genome assembly
CGAAAGCGGCGGACAGAUUUGAACGGGAUAGCUAGUUUUGUAGGUGGAUAUCGACCAGCUCCGUUGGAAAAAGGCAAAGUUCUUUGCCAACAAUCCAUUGCUUGGCUGCAAUCAUAAGUUGUUUCUUGCUAGGAACGUCAACAAUGACAUGUUGUUUGCUAUCGGGCUUAACAUAACAUAAGAGAAGAUGAAGACAUUAAAAUCACUUACGAACUUCACUGACAGGUUUUACGAACAAAUAAUCAAUGAAACUCAUAGUCAAUGGGAAAAUGUUUUUCUCUCCCCGUUCAAUAUCUAUACUGCUCUCGGAAUGGUUCUUUCUGGCAGUGGAAACAAUACGAAAGCCGAGAUGAUAAAGGCAAUGCAAUUGUCCGACUGUUUAGAACAUGAUAAAGUUCAUUGUGAGAUUGGCCAACUUCUCAAUGAUUGUUCAAAAUCUAGUGAAGGUGUUAAUAUGAUCCUUGCUAAUAGAUUGUUCGUUGCACAGAAUGUGAGAAUCAAGGAGCAGUUCAAAACUAAUCUGAAGACAUACUACGAUGCUCCAACAGAACAUGUGGCAUUUCAGACUGACAUAGAAGGUUCUCGAAACCGGAUAAACCAGUGGGUCAGUAAACAAACUAAAGGACAAAUUCAAGAACUGCUUCCACCCGGUUUUUUAACAAAGGACACGUGUGCUGUAGUGACAGCCACUACAUACUUCAAAGGUUUGUGGAAUAUGUGUUUUCCUGAGGAUAACUCACAUGCUAGCGAGUUUUAUGAAUUGAAUGGAUCAAAAAUGAGUGUGAAGUUGAUGUAUAACGAAUCAUUUUUCGAUAUGGUCAGUUUACCCCACUUAAAGUCACGUGCUGCAAAGAUACCAUUUAAAGACCCUAAGUUUACGUUAUUGAUUAUUCUUCCAGAUGCAAAUGACGGAUUGCCAGAUUUACUGGAUUCGAUGUAUAAACAUGGUGGAAUUUCUUCAAUACUUUCCACGAGUUUUGAAAAUACAAAAUUGCGUUUGUAUUUGCCUAAAUUUAAAUUAAGAGAAGGUAAUGCAAUAAAACUGAAAGAUCAUCUGCAGAAAUUGGGAAUAAACGAUGCAUUCUGUGAUAUAUCAGCUGACUUUUCAAAUAUUUCUGACUCAGAUAGGUUGUUUAUUACAGAUGUGAUGCAUAAAGCUAUUUUUGAAGUGGAUGAAAAAGGUGCAGUGGCGGCUGCAGCUACGGCAGUAGAAGUAACAAAUUGCUCAUCUGUAAGACGUUCCAAACCUGUACCAGAAUUUCGUGUUGAUCAUCCAUUCUUUAUUUCAAUUGUUUGGAAUAAUUGUCUACCAAUAUUUCUUGGACAUAUUACAUCACCAUUGAAUGACUAAUAAUAAGAAAACUUGAUCAUUUAUUAGCUUACAAGAAUGAUUAAAUUGCCUACUAUUUAUUUUGUUAUUCAUAUAUAGCUAGUAAUAAUUUUAAUGGAAGAAUUCAUUUCACUUUUAUUUCUGUGAUCAGGUAUUUUUUAAAAAUGUUUAAAUGAUUUUUUAAAUUUUUUUCUAUAAUAUGACUUUUAUGUUCACAUGGUUACUGAUUAGUAACUAAUAUAACUUCGUUCUGUUGUUCA